Messenger RNA from Penicillium chermesinum, 1953 nucleotides. RefSeq lists its product as uncharacterized. NCBI's taxonomy places the organism in Eukaryota, Fungi, Ascomycota, Eurotiomycetes, Eurotiales, Aspergillaceae. The record is from RefSeq and is a predicted model, not a curated record. Gene Ontology annotation, molecular function: oxidoreductase activity. The transcript is spliced from 2 exons. Bases 1 to 1953 code for a protein of 650 amino acids.
AUGCGGGAUGGGAUCAUCGAUCCCUACAUGCGAACCAAUCUCAGCAGGUUCACUGUGGCAUUUUCUGACCUUUCAUGGGAGUCGGUGCUGGGCGAGCACGUGCCGGAUUUCCCGCAGGCGUGGCAGGUUGGUCAGUACCUGUCGGCUUAUGCGACGAAGUACCUCGAUGAUCAGCAUCUGAGACUGGGUCGGCGGGUAGUUCGGACUGUACGAACGAGGGAGCCUGCAGCCAAGUGGAGGGUGUCGUGGGUCGAGGAGAGGAGGUCUGACGAAUCGGUGGUUGGUCCAGCCACGAGUGAUGCGGAGGUCACUACUGAGGACUUUGACCUGCUCGUGGUGGCAUCCGGAUACUUCGCUCGGCCAUUUAUUCCCGAAAUCCCAGGUUUAAGGGACUUCAGCGGCGUGCUACAUAGUUCGGCCCUCCAAAAAGGUAAUGGCAUUACGGGGAAGGGACCUGAUACCCACCGGGGAAAUGUUGUAGUCAUCGGUGGAAGUAUGUCUGGUGUCGAGGCUGCAUCGACAAUCGCACUUCGCCAUUCUUCGGCGUUACUGGCGACAGGUCUAAAUCCCCAAAGUGCAAACAUAAAGGUCCAUCAUAUACAUUCACGGCCUUUCUGGAACCUACCCACUUAUAUCCCCCAUGAAACAACCAACGGAGUGUCAUUUCUGCCCUUGGAUUUGGCCAUGUAUGACCUAAGUCGGAGGCCUCCCGGUCCGAUCGACUAUACAGUGGGACCGGUGCCGAAGGACAAGGUUGCCAAGAGCAAAGACUACUUCAGGUCUCUCCUUGGGACAGAAUAUGAGAAAAUCGGAUAUUUGGACCAGCCGAACACUAGCGACGACUCAAGUCUUCCACCCCCGUGGGUUGCGAUUGGAAACGACUAUACAGACUUUGUUCGAACCGGGGCCAUAGAAGCCACUAUGGGUCGAGCUGUUUCUGUGGAGUCUGAUCCUGAGACGGGGCUUGCCACUGUCAAUAUCAAGAGAGCCGAUGGCAGCAUGCAGAGUCUCAAACAAAUCACUACAAUCGUAAUGGCAACGGGAUUCACUCCUUUCGAGUCGCUGUCCUUUCUUCCAGAAGACGUGUUGACCAAGUUGGAGUAUACUUCUGAAGAUCCGUUUUUACCAAUCAUUCUAGACAAAGGCGGCACAAUCCGCUCAGAGGUCCCAGACCUUGGGUUCUGUGGCUUCUAUCGCGGUCCCUAUUGGGGAGCGAUGGAGAUGCAGGCUAGAUUUCUUGGCGACGUUUGGAGCAAAGAUAAGCUACGACCUCUCAACUCAGGGUACCAGAUUAAGGUUCUUCGAACUCUGAGGGAUCCUGCUUUAAUUCACAGUCGCAGCCAGUUUCCCAUGGGUGACUAUGUGGGACUGAUGGAGACGUUUGCUAAAGAUCUGGGGAUAGUCCGUACAGAGCUGCCAGGCAGCAAUCGAAGUGGACCCGUCAUCCCUGCUCGAUAUCAUACUAUAGGAAAAUCUUAUUCUACAUCUUCUACAUCGUCAACCAUGGAACUUGAGGUGGAAAGAACAUUGAACGCCCUGAAAGCCAUGUCUCAUCCUGAUCAUGGCGCUCUCAAAGCCGCGCGGGCAUCGGCUGUUUUCCGGGCUCUUCAAGGCACUUGGCAGUCCUUCAAAGUAUUGGCGAAAGGUAGGAAGGACAGGUCUGGAAGCAUCCAUUUCGCUCCACGUUUUCCAUCCAGCCCUGGCUAUGAACGAGAAUACGUCUGUGAACAGCAGCUUGGGCCCCAGGGUAAGGGACCUUCGUACGUUUAUCGCCUAGCUAUUGGGAGCGGGGGCAAUAGCCCGCAUAUUGAAGUAUGGUCUACGGACACUGCACGAGGCUUCUUGGCAAGAGAUCUGGAUCACAUCAUUGACCUUGGCUGCUUAAGGUUCCAAGAAGAUGAUGGAAAGCGCGUUGCCGGGAAAUAUGUGAUACCCGCUAACGUCUCUCCCUGA